This is a messenger RNA of Patella vulgata (common limpet), 10026 nucleotides long. Its product is annotated as cordon-bleu protein-like 1. Bases 181 to 4323 code for a protein of 1380 amino acids. NCBI's taxonomy places the organism in Eukaryota, Metazoa, Mollusca, Gastropoda, Patellidae. Gene Ontology annotation, molecular function: actin monomer binding. The record is from RefSeq and is a predicted model, not a curated record. The transcript has 11 exons.
AAGGGGGGAAGACCCUAUUCUUUAUAUCGACUUUUAUUGUGUGUGGAGGUCAAUGUACACUUUACGAUUUGUUCAGUGUGUGUCUAAUCUAAACGGUCGAUGGUUUGUGUAACACAUGUAACAUUCAUGUCAUCAAUUGUCAUUUAAUUGAUUGGAUUUUAACAGAAUUUAGCUUACAAAAUGUCGGUUAUAUGUUUUCGAUGUUGUCGGAAGGGCAUGAGUAGCUCUACUAAAAGAGGGGCUGCCCCUGGAGCUCCAGGAGUGGGGCUCAAGAUUCCGCCCCCAGGGAUGUCAAAUAACGGCAGUGGUCCCCCACCUCCAUUAUCCUAUCAAAGUGAACCUGUCGACGAUGAAAACAUGAACGAACUAAUAGUCGAGAUGUUGGAGUUGGAAAUUAUUUUACCAAACGGUCAGACAACACAAAUGGUUGUACAUCACAGUAUACCCAUGAUGGAUUUAUUAAUUCAGUUGGCCGCUAAAAAUAAAGUAAACCCGUCAGGAUAUACGUUAGUUGUCAUAUCGGAAGAGACUGGACGACCGAUAGACUAUAAGGCAAAUCAAACUGUCGGUUCAAUCGGCAGUCAGACGAUUCGUCUCGUCCCUAAAAAGGGAGAAGCUGACAAAAUUUCAGGGAAAUCUAUGAAAGGGAAAUCCUCGCAACCGUUUGAGAUGACCCAUCGUUUUACUGUCAAUCUACCACGAAAUCAGAAGAUGGUCAGUCGCAUCAGCCCUGCGACACCUCUCGAUCAGCUCUUCAAUAAAGUUUGCCAGGAGAAGAACUUGAAUCCUGCUAAUUACAUGUUUCAACACGCAGGAAAUCCAAAUAUGAAACUAGAUCUACGAAAGAUGACUGUUGGUGAUUUGAAGGCUAAUGAAGUUAAUUUUAUUCCUAGUGCAAUGAUAGAUAACGCAAAAUCGAUGCCAGACCUGAGUCGUUCUGAGUCUUCACGUGAACGUGAACAUGCACCAACGUACAUGCCUGGAGUCAGUGAACCAAAGAAAAAACGAGGUUUCCUUUCGUUCUUGAAAAAAGAUAAAAAAUUCAAAUUAAGUGAAGCCGAUUAUAAAACAGAAUCAACAUCAAAAGCUUCUGCAUCAACAUCCACACUAAAACCACUAACACCUCCCCCAGAGCGUAAAAACGCAGACAAUUCACAGACAGUUCGACCCAAGUCUAUGUUCGCGUCAUCAAAACCAAGUGAAAUAUCAAUGCUCAAAGAAAACGGAUUUAGUGAACCCUUAAAGGAGAGUACAAACACGAACACGAACACACUGCCUAAAGCACCCCAUAGGACAGGUAAAAAACGUCAUGCACCUCCGCCUCCCCCGACAGAAGUUACCCCAUCCUCCUCCUCCUCUCAAGUACCUCCUUCUGUAAGAACAGUGCAAGUGGUCGUAGACGAACAAAGAACAGAAACGCAAUCGCAGGACAGAGUGGUGAAAACAUCGGACAAUAAAAAUGGUCCUGAAAAUGUGAAUCAAAGACUCCAUUCUAGGAAUAGUUCAGAUUCUAGUGGAUAUCACGAAUUAACUCUGAGUGGGGCCGAAUCGCCCGAAGCUGGUCGCGUGAAAAGUACGUUUAAGACGAGUAUAGAUACGACGUCGAUAGAAAGUGCCGAUAAUAAUAACGAUAGUGGAGUAACAGACCUACAACCAUCCCAUAAUUCCUCAUUGGCUAAAAAUAUGGCUGCUGGUGAUAGUCAGACAUUGCCGUUAAAUCGUGGAAUAAGUAAACCUCCGCGUCAACGAUCACAUUCUCUAGAACGUAAAGAUGAUAAAUCAACUCCUGUUUCCGUCAAACCAUCAACGAAGAAGAAACGUGCACCGGCUCCACCACAACCUGGAGUAGUGAAGGUGCCACAAUUACCAAUACAUGAAGAGUUAUCAGCCCCUGAAGAACCGGUCAUAGAAUCAUCUAGUCCACAACCCGUUGUAUCUGUUACACCAGUAGAAAAUUUACGAGAACAACAUGAAAUAGAGUUAUCAACAUCUAUACAUAAUGAUGAUGUCGACCUGGUGACAGCGGGAGAAAUAAAGGCUGCAGACAUCAGUGUAUUCCACGAAGAUUCAACCAAUCAGCAAAUGAGUAGAGAAGAAGAGGAUGCACUGAUGACAGAGAGGGCAUCACUCUGUAGUGAAGAUAUCGACAAUAUUUUAAUUGUACAACCUAAACCACUGCGACCAUGUUCGUUUGUGGCCCCACCCCCACCAUUAGAGCCCCCACCAGAUAUGAGCCCUGAAAAGGAAUAUGUAGAUAAGGGUGUGGUUGUUAAUGAAGAUAAUUCGUCGUUAGCACCAGGAAGUUUGAAAGGAUCUCCAGUUAGCAUGCAUAGCCGAAUGAGCAGUCGGUCGAGUAUUGGCUCCGUUAACACGAUAGAAGAUGUAAGCCUAGAUUUUGAACGAACUAUAGCACUAGGAGAGGAAUAUUUACAGGCUGAUAAUAGAGAGAAUGAUGACGGGUAUAAAACAGAAAUGGCUAGAUUCGUUCAACAGAUGACAAAAUUAACAGUGGGUUCCGACCAGGACAGCAAUAACCUGUCAGACAGUGCCAGUUUCACACCAUCCAUACAGGAUACGGAAGAAUCUGAAACCGGUUCCGUUAUUCAUCAUAGUUCAGAACCUAGUGACGUCAUUCCACCUGUCGAACCAUCAGAUACGGACUCAUUGACAGAAUCAGAAAUCAGUACACAGGAAGAUGCAGAGCGACGUGAAAAGGAACGUCAAGCGAGAUUAAGUGCUAUCUUUAGUAACACUUACGACAGCUGGGAAGAACCUCCCACCCAAGAAGAGGAGGUCACUUCUCCUCGUGACUCCAAAUCAAUUGGCCAUGCAAUCAAUCAAAAACUUCUAAGUCCAUCAGAUGAUAUCAUUAAGGAAUUGACGUAUGAUAUACCCGAAAACUUAACCAUUCAACCUCCACCCGAGUUCCAGAACGAACCCACAGAAACAGAAACGCCGAAAGCAGCACCGCAAGUAGAAGAGGAGGAAGAAGAAGAGUGGUCGGAAGUUAUCGAAGAGGUUUAUCACCUUGGACCAUCGUCAAGCUACACUUUCGGAGGAGCUUAUCAUAAAAUCCCUGACUUUGAAACUAAAAAGGAACCUGACUCGCCAAAAUCAAAAUCAUCAAAAUCCUUGUCGUCAUUCUCAUAUUAUAAAGAACCGGAAUUAAAAACGGUCGAGAUCACGGCCACACCUGCUCCUCGAGAAAAAGAAGAAUUUGUGUUGACUACAAGUGACUUGGCUAAUGUUAACUUUGUGGCGUCGCCCCCGAUGAAAAAUCGUAUUUCAAAAUCAAGUAAACGACCUAGUCGUUCUGGUAGUUAUAUGCAACCUAAGUAUGUCGAAGAAAAUUAUGGAAUCAACGAGAGCGUCAAAUCACGAAUUUCUGAUCUUAGUUUUACGCAAAAUUCAGAGAAUGAGGUAGAAACUGUUUUAGAAGAUAAAUCAAUAUCUGUGAUGAACAUGCCGACUAUGAGACAGUCACCACGAGCUGUAAGUCCUGUAAAUCAUCAUAUCCAUACGUCGUCUACAAGUCUGAAUAUAUCUGGUCCUAGAAAGCUAACACCAUCUGGUUGGGUUAAUGAACAUGUCAGCGAACCGUCAACUAACACAGCUUACAACUAUUCAUCAACGCCUGUCAGAUCUGUUAACCAGGAUAAUUCGGGUCCUAGAAAGCUAACACCAUCUGGUUGGGUUAAUGAACAUGUCAACGAACCAUCAACUAACACAGAUUACAAAUAUUCAUCAACGCCUGUCAGAACUGUUAACCAGGAUAAUUCACCGUCAAAACAUCAAAUUGCUACUAAAACAUACUCCCGACUACUUACGCCAUCUGGUUGGCAAUCACCGUCGCCCACACCUCAAAAUGAACCGGCUGAGAUUUCUCCUGUUAACGAUUCGAUGGACGAAGCGAAGAUGGCACAGUACGAUCAACUACAACAACAGUUCAAACAAUGGCAAGACCAGCUCAAGAUGAAUCAAAGUCUUCUGGCAAGUCAGCAGAUGUCACCAGAAAACCAGGCCAUGCAGGCACAGAUGCAGAUGCAGAUCAAGAUGCAGCAGAGUAUGAUGGAACAAUUACAACAGAGCAUGCUAGCUCUGACUCAAGAUUCCCCAUCUAUAAGUCAAAACAAUUCCACGACAGCGUCACCUCCACCCCCUCCACCAGUAACCAUGGUGACAACCACACCUAAGGUCAAUAAAUCAAGUACUCCAAAGAAAUAUGAUAAACGAUUUGAACGACAGUUAGAUCCACGGGAGGAGCUGAUGAUCGCCAUUAGAAAGUUUGGUGGACAGACUGGGUUUGAUCAGAUUCCAAAAUGAAGAAUUUUCUUUGUCUACUAAUAUAGAAUUUUACUGGUUAAUAGUGCACAAAAAAGCCUUUUCAAUUAUGGUGCUGAAAAACAAGUGUUUUAUGGAAGUGUUUUGACAGAGUGUUUUAUGUGACGACAGUUUGAAACAAUGGCUGGUUAUAAGAAGACACCUGUAACUACAACAAGUUUUAUUUUUGUGUUGUCACUCACAGGUAUUUGUGGAAUUGUAAACUUGAUUCACAGGUAUUUGUGGAAUUGUAAACUUGAUUCACAGGUAUUUGUGGAAUUGUGAAUUGUAAAUCAAAAUAGUAACCUCCCUGAAGAUCAAAUAAAUGUGUGAUUCAGUUCUGUCGUGGCUAUAUUCACGAUAGCAUUAAAUGACAUUUGGCGUCAACGAAAUGCUGUGUAAAAUUAACAUGAGAAGGAAUGAUGGCCCGAUUCAUUAUACUGAGAAGGAAUGAUGACCCAAGUCAUUAUACUGAGAAGGAAUGGUAGAUCUAGUCAUUAUACUGAGACGUAAUGACGGUUCAAGUCAUUAUUCUCAGAAAGAAUGGUAGAUUUUGUCACACUGAGAAGGAAUGAUGAUCCAAGUCAUAAUACUCCAAAGGAAUGGUAGAUCUAGUCAUUAUACUAAGAACGAAUGACGGUUCAAGUCAUUAUACUCAGAAGGCAUGAUGGUCAAGUCAUAUUGAAAAGAAUGGCAAUUCAAGACAUUCCACUGAGAACGAAUGAUGGUUCAAGUCAUUAUACUGAGAAGGAAUGACGGUCAACUGUGAGGCUCGUACUCUUCUAGGAUCUGUCGGAACGUGAUGCCGCCUCAAAAUCAGAAAGAAGUCGGACACCAUUUUGUGUAUGAAUUAAAUGGUGUGAUUAGAUUUAAAUAUACAAAAUUGUGAAUACAGAUAUUUUCUAAAACUGUAUAUUUGAUGUUUAAUUUAAAAUACUUAUUAUGCAAUAUAUUUGAUAUUUAACUAGUAGUUAUUAGUACAAUUCUAUAGAUUAAUAUAUAUAUAUAUAUAUAUAUCAUGUAUAUAACCUAAUAAGGAAGAGAUAUAUAUAUUGUAUAUUUGGAAUUGAUGUAUAUUAGGUUAUAAGGAAGAAGAUAUAUGUAAGGAAUAUGUAUGUGUAUUACCUAUUAAGGUAGAUAUUAUGAAUAUAUAUAUAUAGUACUGAUGAUGAAUAUGUAUAUUUUGAAUUAAUGUGUAUUACCUAAUAAGGAGUUAAUAUUAUGUGAAUGAAAAAAGUACCACCUAAUAUGUAUAUUUGACACAAGUGUGGUAUAUUGUAUACAAUAUAUUUGUAUAUUUGAUACAAGUGUGGUAUAAUAGUAUACAAUAUAUUCGUAUAUACAACACUAACCAACUAUAUUAUUAUUAUAUUGUAAAUAAGAACAAGUUCUUCGUACUGGUAAAAAAAAUACAAAAUAAGUUAAAGACAAGAAGACGAGAUAUUGGAAUAUAUAUAAUCAUAUAUAAUCUUGAAAAUGAACAAACGGUAAAUAAUUCCAUAUACAUUCCCAAGAUUAAAUUGUAAAUAAAUUAUCACAUAUAUUUAUACUAAUCAAAAUAUUUUUAAAUGAUUAAAUAUGUUGAAACUAAUUAAAUGUUGUACAUUUCCAUCACAGCCAAAAAAAAAAAAAAGAAUUCUUCAUGUAUAUUUUGAUUUGAAGUUUCAACUGUUUAAAUAGUUUUUGGAGAUAAUUAAUAUUAUACCUGUGUUUGAUGAACUAGUGAUAGUAUGCAGGUAGAUCUAUAUUGAUUACAUUUAGACAGGUGCUAGUUGUUAUACAAUGAUUAAAUCUGUGACCGAUCAAACCAGUCCUCUCAUGCCAGUCCUCUCAAACCAGUCCUCUUAUUCCAGUCCUCUCAUUCCAGUCCUCUCAAACCAGUCCUCUCAAACCAGUGAAAUUGAUGACAUCAAAUUAGAAUAUCAAAUGUGUAAAAGCACUUAAAAAUUUGUUCUAUUUUUGGGAAAGAGAAUUUUGAAUAGAAAGAAAUGAAAUGAAAUUGUGUUUAACAUCCUUCUGCUGUGACUGGGCUAAUGACUAUACAGAUCUCAAUAACUGUUUAUUACUGCACAUUGUUUCGACUAGGCUUCUCUAGUCAUUAUCAAGCAAUCAUAAAAUAUGGAAUAUAUUUGUUUUUUUUAACAUGUAUAUUUAUCAUCGCUUGAUAAUGACUAGAAAUGUCACUUAGUAAUAAACAGUAAUUUUAUUCCUGUCACCUGUGUACUUCCAGGUCAAUUACUAAAUGCAAUUAAAACUAUUUGAGCUAAUGAAUACAGGCAUACGCACUACAGUGUGUCAUUAGUGGAAAUUUUGUCCAGUCUGUUCUUGUAUCAAAUUCCAACUGCCACGGUUCUUUUAAAUGCAUGCUAAUGUAUACACAGGGGCCUCAUUUUUUUGUCUCAUCCAAAGGACUAUAUACUGUCCCUUGCCAGGCCCUCUGUCCUGCAUCACUGACAAGGGGGAACCAUGCCGGAAAAUCAACAUAAACUUUCUUGGCCAACACCGGGAUCGAACAUAGACCCUCCAGGUUAGCAACCCAACUUCUUACUCACUGAGCCGCUGUGGCUCCCUUGUUGAGAAAGACCCAGUUCAGACUUUGAUACAUUAAGAUUACUCAGCAGAGGAUAGGAAAUGUCUGGUUGACUGUGACAAAUAGUAAAGUUAGGAGAGUCUGGUUGAUUGAGACAGUUUAGAGAGUCUGGUUGACCGUGACAAAUGGAAUUUAAAUCGGUUGUAUUCCUUGUCUUCCAUUAAAAAUCAUUUGUUGUUUAAAAAAUAAAAUUGAAUCAGUUUUAUUCUAUUCAUAAUUUUUGUAUUUGUUGAGAAUCAUGAUAGCAGUAAAACAUCACCUGAUUAUACUUAAAUCUUUAACCUUUUUUUUACUAAUUUGUAAAUAAUUAUAUAUUACUUUAAAAAAACAAAUUCCAAGUUUUUAUUGCUGUAAAAAGUUUAUCAAAUCAAACUUGAAUCCCUACAUUUAUCAUUGUUUUUUUAUUUCAUAUAAUAAAUAACAUGUUUAACAAACCUGUAAAUUGUCCUCAAAAUGAAUUCCACAUAUUCCUCAUUUUGUUUUUUAGUUUUAGGUUUGUUUUUUUUAGUUCUCACCACUCAGCGAUAACCUUUUCACCUCGGUGAUAACCUUUUCACUUAGGUGGAAACCUUUUCACUUCGGUGGAACCCUUUUCACUUAGGUGGAAACCUUUUCACUUCGGUGGAAACCUUUUCACCUAGGCGAUAAAGCACGUGUUACUAACUGGCCUUGUUUUCAUGCGUGCAAACAUGGUGGUUCGAGAGAAGAGCUUGGUUGAUGUAAGCCUGUUUACUGUCAAUUAUUCAUGUCUUUGGUUUUAUAAGUAUUGUACAACUAACACCUGAGUUCCCACCUAGGUGAAAACGUUUACACCUUGGUGAAAAGGAUUCCACCUAGCUGAAAAAAUUUUCACCUGGGUGAAAACUAAAAAAAAAAAAACCUAAAACAAAACCUUAAGCUACAAAAUAUUUAAAAGUGGUAUAUAGUGACAUAUCAAUUUAAAGAUGUAAAAUUUAGGAAAAGGAGGAAUUUUGUUUUCAAUGGUACACAAUUUUUGAUAUUAUAUAUUAUGUAUGUAAUUGACUAAGGAUAUAAUACAAUUAUUUUUGUCUAUGUAUAAUUAGUACGAUAUAGAAACACAGAUUAGAUUUUAUUUAAAUAUUUGAGAUUCAUCAUUAAAUAUACUCUUCAAAUCAGUGAUCAUUAAUUAUUUUAUUAAAUUAAAACUAAUCUUAGAAUUUACUAACAUAGAAUAAAAUUAAGCAGUAAUUUUAAUAUGAUAAUGAUUAUGUAAUAUCUCAUAAAUCUGAUAUAUCAGUUAAAAUAUACUACAUUGUAUCAACUGGCAAAUAUUUCUUUGAUCUGCUGUAUUACACAGUAAAGUUGACACCAUUGACUCAUCAACAAGGAGAGAGAGAGAAAUGGGGUUUAACGUCCACUCGACACAAACUAGGUCAUUUCAGGACGAACACAUGGCUCAAUUUUAUUUCAAUAAUUUGCUUGCACGUAGGGGUCUUUAGCAGUGGGAGAAAACAGGAGGACCCGGAGAAAACCCACGAGGUUGGACAGGCGACCCUACUCCUUGUCAAGUGUUUGGACUACCGUAUAAGAUUUGAUAUAUUAAAAUAUAUCAAAUGUUUGGACUACUGUAUAAGAUUUGAUAUAUUAAAAUAUCAAGUUCUUGGACUACCGUAUAAGAUUUAAUAUAUUAAAAUAUCCUACAUUAUAGAACUUGGAAAGAUAACUCUGUUCUUUGGGUGUAUGGCCCUUGUUGAAAAUUACAACUGUGGAUUUUGUUGAAGGUGAUUAUGCCCUUUUAGUAGUUACGGAAUAUACUCAGAGAAAUAUACUCAACAAGUUAAACCUAGCUUAUGUUGCCCUACGACGCGACAAAACUCACGACGAAUCGAAAUCGGCGACUUGUCUCCUAUGACUGGAGACAGCUAGUUGUCCCUAGUCACAGGCGACAUGAGCUCACCUACGACUACCUUGAGUUGGCGCUAUGAUGAGAUAGCCAAUAUAUUCGGUAAUUUAGUCACAUGUUAACAAACAUGGUGGACAAGUGGAAUGAGGUCACUUUGAAGGUUAUCACAUGGUAGUUAUGUGAUCAGUUGUGGCUGCGAUUCUGCAACUGACGCCAGGUGACAUGAGCGCGCCUGCGACUAUGAUCAACUGAUUGCUUGUGGUUGCGUCCAGUCAUGGAUGAAUUCAGUCGUAGUGACAUCAGUUCUCAGUUUUAUUUUGUCAUAGGGCGACAUAAGCUAGGCUUAAAAUGCAGUAAUCCAAAUAUUUUAACUAAUAUUAAUUUGGUAUCUGAGUUAAAUGUUAGGAUUACCCGGUACCCCACCAAAUUUAUUACAGUUAUAUCACAGGGGCCUGUUUCACAAAAUUUUAACUAACAUAAAAUCCAAAUUUUAGUAAUUUGAUUGGAUAAUAUUAGAUUAAUUUUAGUGAUUAACCAAUCAAAAUUGAAGUAUCUACUAAAAUUUGGAUUUUAUCUUUAAGAUUUCAAGAAACAGGGCUCUGGUUUGUAAAGGCCUAUUUUUAUAUAAGAGAAUAUGAACUUUACGUAGAAAAAUAAGUUCAAUUACUACGCAUUGUAAAAGAUUAAAAUUAUUUUAUUUUGUUGAGAUUAAAAUAGGUUUGAUAAAACUGUUUUGAUGAGAACAAAAAUUAUUUACCAGUAGGCCUACAGCUUUUGUCUUUUCAGAAAACCAGAGUUGUUGGGUACUUUCCCAGCUAAAGUAAAUUGGAGAGUGAGGGUGGGGGUGUUAUUUCGAAAUGUGAUAUUGCCAGACUAAUGGCAAACCAAAGGUUUGAGAAAAAUAAGCUUUGGGUCUUAUGAUGCUCGGAAUGCUUAAAAUUAGAUCUAUUACAAAUUAUUGUGAUAGUGAGGUAGUUAAUUGAAGUUCUACCAGGUUUUAUCCAGGAAUAUCUAAGAGGUGAGAGGUUGAUAUUAAAAACAAAAUGUCUUUCAAAUUCAUGCUAAAAAUGUCGCAUAAUUUAAAAUUGAGCUGUUUUCUGGCUUUUUGUAGCAUUGUGUAGAUUUAAUUAGAGAGAAAAGAUUUUUUAUAAGAUGUAUAUAGAAAGUCGUAAUUAAUAUAUGUGACCAGUUAGAAUUAUAAAUAUAUAUUAUAUAUCUGUUUUUUAAAAUAAAGGGUUAUUUGAUUCAUUCA